AUGAACUUGCAACCCGACUCCGGGAAGACCCGGGCCCGGCGCGCCGGGGGCCGCUACCGGCCUCACACCGUCCACGGGCUGGGCCUCGAUCAGAAGGACUUGGGCCCCCCACGAGCGGCGCCGGGGAGUGGGUCUUCCCGGGUCGCCACGUCUGAUCUGAGGUCGCGUCUCGGAGGGACGCGCGCACGCGCGCGCCAGGAGGAGGAGCCCCGCGAGGCCAGGGCGGUAGGGGCGACGAGAGGACCGGAACGCCGGCCCUGGGAAGAGGCCGCGCUCCGCAACCCGCCCGGUUCUCCGGCCGACACCCAACGACGCAAAACCCCAAACGCGGAGGGGGCGGCGGAGGAACGGGGGUUGGGCAGGGCCGAGGCGCGGGACGCGCCGCCUCGCGACGACCACCGGAGGGGGAACCGUGGCGAGCGGCGCGGGGCGGGGGAGCGAGGGGGGAAGCGGGCGCGGGCGUGGGGGGGGGUCCGAGCGCGGCGGUCGCCCCCGACCGCCGGCCCUUUCCCCCCCACGCGACACACCCGGCCUUCCCCCCCACACGUCCCACGUGCCCCGCGCUCCCGCCGCGGCCCCGGGCCGGGCCCGGCGGACGGCGCGGCACGCCUCCAACCACGAAAACCCCCGCGGAGAACCACACCGCCCCCGCGACAACGCGGGCUCGGGGCACGCAGUGCGGCGCGGCCGCAACCCGGGGGGAAGCGCGCAGCGGCGGGCGACGCCGCGGCGUCCCGCGGGCCGCCGCCGGGGCACGCAUCCCCGGGGCGCAGCCCCGCGCGCGACUCGGCCUCGGCGCGAGCCGCCCCGACAGGGCAAAGGGGGCCGGGAUCGCCAGCGGGGAGCGGGGGCGGGGCCGCGGCUCGGGCCCCGGACGCACGGCCGCGGACCGGGAGAGGAGGGGGCCACGGCCGGACCGCCGCGGUCGCCGCCCGGGGCAAGGCGGCGAGACCGACGGCGCCCCGGAUCCGCACCUCCACCCCCCACGACGGCCCACGGGACCGCGCGGCACGGGGCACCGCAAAACCCUCCCGAGACCCGGGUGGCGAUCCCAAAGACCGCGUGCGGCACGAGGGAUCUCCCCCAGAGGGACCGCGGCGGCGGCCGCGGCCCUCAGGCGCGAGCUCUCCUCGCCCUUCCCUUUACUCGCGGGCGGCGACCGGCCUCGGCCUCUCCCCCCCCCGCCCCACCUUUCCCCCCCAAACCACCACACCCCCCCACCACCGCCCCACGGGCGCCGGCCCCCAGCCCCCCCCCGUCCCACGCCCUCCCACGUCCCACACACACGCCACCGCCGAGCGGACCCGGCGGGGCGAGGCGGGGGCGAGGGGGGGGGACGGAGGGCCCGGCGGCCAGGACGACCCUGUCCCCAGCCCGCGGACGACCCCGCACACCGUACCGCCGCGCAGGCGGGCGUGGCGGGGCGCCCCCGGGCGGGGCGGGCGCCGGCGGGGCGGGCCCUGCGAGGGAACCCCCAGCCGCGCCUUACCCCCGGGAGACACCCACCCGGGGGAGGCGAUUGAUCGCCGCCGGGCAAGCCCCCUCCCGGCAACCGGGGAGGGAGGGCCAUGGCGUGGGCACAAGCGCGGCGGCACCCCGGCCUGGGGCGCGGCGGGGGGCGGGCAGCGGAGUCUGGAGGAGACACGGGAAGACCAGCCUCCACGGCUCCCCACGGGCCCGACCGCCCCCGACCCGAGGCGGACGGGCGACCCCCCAAGGGUCUUUAAACCUCCGCGCCGGGACGCGCUAGGUACCUGGACAGGGUGGAGGACGGGCGAGGUGGGUGGGGGACGAGGGAGCGCCCACAACACCGCCAACCACCUCGACGCCGACCCCCCCCGGGGCCGCGGCCGGACCCACAAAGGGCAACCGAGAGCCCCGACGCUGCCGGCCCGUGACGGAGGCUCCGACGGGGCUAACCGCCCCCACAGACCGCCGCCGCCCGACGCCCCUCGCUUCCACCCCCCCCACGACCCCCACACGACCCUUCUUCUCCCCCCCCAUCCAGGGCCACCGGGGCCGACCGGCCCCGGCCCCGCCCUCACUUCCGAGCACACCUUCCCCAUGGCACCGACCAACCCUCACCGUCCCCUCCCCCGCACCCGCGGCCCAGGCCCCCCCCCUGCGGGAGGGGGGGCUGCGGCGGGAAGCGGGGCACGAGCGGGCAAGGGCGUGGGGGUGGCGGUUCGGGGAGGAGGCGGGGAAGGAGACGGAAAGCCGGACCCGGACCGGACCCGGGGCCUGAAGGGAGGGCGGAAGGAAGGGGGGGCGGCGGGAGGCGGUGGGCGGCGGGGCACCCCGCGUGAGCCGAGGCUCCGAGGCCCCCCCGGGACGGGCGAGAACCCGACCGGGGAGACGCCACGGGGACCCGCCGCCACGCCGCACAUCCCGAGACGCGCCGUGGCCAGGGCGCCAGCGCGGGCGGCGCGGCGACCGGGUUACGACCGGCGCCGAAGGCGAAGAAGGCGGGGGGAACACACUCGAACCCCCCCGACCCUCGGACCCACCUCCGCGGGGGAAGGCGAGGCGAGGCGCAGAGGGGGGGGAAGCGCGCCAGCGGGGGGGGGGGAGAGGAGGGCGAAGGCACGCCAGGGACGGCGGGGGACGCCGCAGCGGCUCCCGCGCGCCUCCAGGCGGAGGCCUCCGCCCUUUCCCCACCCCCCCCUCCGACCGCCCCCCCCCCAAAGGCCCCUCAACGCCCUCCCGCGCUCUCUCGUCCCUCGCGACCAGCGGGCCGGCACCGCACCGACCCGCCCGCGCCGCACGGGUGGCAAGGCACGCAAGCGGAACAGGGGGGAGGGCCCCGACCGCUGCGCUCUCUCGUUAAUGAUCCUUCCGCAGGUUCACCUACGGAAACCUUGUUACGACUUUUACUUCCUCUAG
Acinonyx jubatus (cheetah) is the source of this 2883-nucleotide messenger RNA. Its product is annotated as collagen alpha-1(III) chain-like. Lineage: Eukaryota; Metazoa; Chordata; Mammalia; Carnivora; Felidae. The record is from RefSeq and is a predicted model, not a curated record. Bases 1 to 2883 code for a protein of 960 amino acids. The transcript has 7 exons.